AGUUGUUUACUUCCGUUGUAAUGGAAUGAUGUCAGUGUAAAUAAUGUUUCAUUCAUGUCAUCUUAAAAGGAUUAAGACGCUUCCAGAUCUGCAAUAACGAUGUCGUGUGGCGGAACGGAGUCGGUAGAUAUAUCUACCAACACACCGAACACAAAAACAGGAUUUUUGCGUAGAUAUAACAAGGGGUUCCUAUCAAAUGGAUGGAAACAAAACUUUUUCAAACUGCACGCAGACAGUACCCUUGCAUGGUAUGACAGUCAGGGCAGCUACGAAGCCAGGGGAGCCGUGAGAAUGAAGGACACAUGUCAGUAUCUGGCAGUUGGGCCAGUAUGUCAACAGGUCCCCAACAGGCCAGACCCGCCUCCUGGUGGAAAAGUUUCCGACAUGAUGGCCAUACCCAGAAAAAACAGCAAACAGGCUGACAUGGUGUGGAUUCUAUUCUCUGAUCAGAAUGAACUGAAUUCUUGGAUGACGGAAAUUGUGAAAACGCUACCCCCACCCCCACAGCCACCCCAGGCUCAAGGUCCUCCCCAGGGUACACCGAGUGCCCCUCCUCCAGGAGGGCCCCCACCCCCAGGCUUCAACCCUGGAGUAACAGGUGCUCCUCCUCAUUACCCUCCACCCCAGGGCAGCCAAGCCCCACCCCCUUACUAUCAGGGUCAGCAGCCAAGGCAAGGUAACAUGCCCUACCCUCAGCAGCGAGGGGGACACUACCCCCAGCAGCGUGGAGGAAACAAUGGCGGGAACACAACUGUUGUUGUGCAGGACCGAGGGAGGAGGGGGUCAGGGGAUGGGCUUGCUACAGGCAUGCUGAUGGGUGCUGCUCUUGGCUAUGGCAUGAGUCGACCUUGGGGCUUCGGCUAUGGGUGGGGGUAUGGAGGAUAUGGAGGGUAUGGAGGCUGGGGUGGGUAUGGGGGCUACCAUGGAGGUGACAAUAUCAAUAUUAACAACCAUUAUGAUAUUGACAAUACAAACAUUGAAAACACCAACAUCACGGAGAAUAACACUGAGAAUAACUAUGGUGAACAAGGGCAAGAAGGGGGUUAUGAUCAGGGGGGUUAUGAUCAGGGGGGUUAUGAUCAGGGGGGUUAUGAUCAAGGGGGUUAUGAUCAGGGUGGGUAUGAUGAUGGAGGAUAUGAUGGGGGAUAUGACGACUAUGGGGGUGGAGAUGAUUUUGGUGGAGGUGAUUUUGGUGGGGAUGAUUUUGGUGGUGGUGACUUUGGGGGUGACUUCUAAUGCUUGUGUUAUUUUGUAUUUUGUGAUAAUCAAAAAUAUUCUUCAGGUGACAACUGAUUUAUUUUUUGUCUUGGGAGGAUGUGAGGGUAAUUGCACUACUGUUAAUUGUCUUACAUCUCCAUGAUCUUGAAAACUGAAACUUUGCAAGGAUGACCUCAGCUAUGGUCAUAUAACUUGUAUCAUAUCUUAACGUGACCUCCACAUCUGUCAUAUUUUGCCCAUGUCUGCAUACCGUAUGUAAUUAUUAAAAAAUGAUAUCCAAUGAAUAUUAUGGUAUUGGAAAUAACACAAUAUGAUACUGCCUUAUGCUGAGUGUUUACCCUGCUGUGGCUUUCAGCUUUUGUGCAUUGUGAUAUCUGGCCAUCUUCAAACUCAGACCACAUUUUGGCCCACUGCUCAGCCAAUUACUCAGCCACACAUUAUAUUUUUUGUUUCACAGGCCCACCCUCCCUACUGAAAAGCAGCUGAUCCAAGAAAUAAAUUAGACAUACAAAAAUAUAUUUUUAUGAUGUCUCCCGCUAGUCAUAUAGACAAUAAAAACGGUUAUAUAUUAGUUCCAUGUCUUCAAGAAGGCAGCUGCAGUUUUUAAUCCACAGCAGAAUAACUUUCAUAUAAAUAAAUACUUAAUAACUUAACCACAUAGCCAGCUAUUUUUAUUUUUAUUUUGACUGAUCUUGUGUGGAAAGAUGGAAUAAAUCUGAUAAACAUAAAAAAAAAGAAGUGAGGCCUCACGUAUCAAUGUGAAAUCUAAUUAUAGGCAAUAUACAGGGAGGAUAUCUGUUGUGGAAGAACCCCUGUUACUUUCUUUGUAAGACUCCUUACAACUAAUAAUAUUCAAGACAAAAUGAGGUGAGCUGUAGAACCUAGUAACUCUAUUCUUCUGUCAGUAUCAUAAUGACAUAUUUAUGUGGAGAUAUAUAUUUUGUGCCUUUAUAAUGGGGAGGUCAUGGGUGGAGUUUAGAAUGAUCUGAACAGUUUUGUGUUUCUUUGAGUAUCGGUAGUCACUGUGUGAUACAGUUGCGGGUAAAGCGGAAUGUUCAUGUUGUCCAUUGCCUCUCAACUUUAAGUCUAUUUCAUGACUGUAAGCAAACACAUGCAAGAGUUAUGUUUACUUGCUUGACUUAUUUCUACAGAUUGUUAACAUUAGGAUCCUGUUUAUUGCAUAUUCUUGUCUUCUGGCCCUGAAGAAGAGUAGACUGUUUAUGUCUGCCCGUUAUGGUUGAAAUUCAGGAUUUGGUCUUUGGAGGUGUUUUGCAAAUUUGAAAAUGGAUGAUACUAUCUGCUUUUGAAGAUGCAUGUAUAUUAAGUUCUGUGGUUUUAUCGCAUUUGCUCUGCAUCAGUGAGAUGAAUUGUUUCCAUGUCAGGAGACAUGCAGUUGUGACUAUAGUUUAUAUUUUCCCUUGAGAUCCUUGGAGUCUUUGUGUUCAUGUAUGGCACAAUACAAAUGAUGUACAAGUCCAACUGUUAUGUAUCUAGGGACAUCUUAGAUACCUUGACCUCACAGUGUUGAGGGCUACCCCAAUAUGUACACCAUUGCCUUGUACAUACUCAUACCUCGUCGUGUAUACUAGUGGAAUGAUCCAUAUACUUACUGUAAUCUAAUCAAACAGCAAAAAGCACUGCUUUUUAGCGCUGAGUAGAGCACAUCCAUAAAAACAAUAAAAGUAUAUUCCUAAAAUCAACACACAGUUUAUAUGUUAAUCUGUUGACUGGCAUUAAGUUCAUAGGCAAUAUAAUAAUUAAACCAACAACAUUGGCAUAAACUUAUUACAACUGCUGCUCAAUAAACCGUGUAUGUGUUUAUAUUCAACUUGGUAUGUCCGCUAUCCGGUCAUUUAGAGACAUAAAUGCGAAGUUCAUUAAUAUGAAUGAUUUCGCAUUUAUUUCACAUGCGCGUUAAUUUCAAGAUUUACAAUAUUAACCAGGCACAGAGUACACUAGUAGACAGUGGUCAAUGUGAUCACUAUUUAACAUUUACAACUGUCUAUUCUCAGCUUAUGCAGAGUCAGUGCCUGGAAACAACAAUACACUUUCAGGCAAUGUACAGUGUAUAUGGACAAGAUGUUUUUGCUAUCAUAAAACACCUGAAGUAUUUGUAAAUAAAUACUCUGUAGUCAAUUUGCCAGUUUGAAUGACACUCUGUGUUAACAUUUGUAAACACCCAAGGCUUUUGUUGUUUCUCAUUUGAUAAAUAUUUCAUUGGCUGUACCAAAGUAGUCAUGUGUGAUAGAUUGUACAUGUUAUACAUAUGAGGUGGAUUCACAUAUUCUGAGCUUCACAUAGAAAGACUUAACCUUACACAUUAAAAUAAAAUGUUGUCUUUUUUCAACAUAAUUCCACUCCACGCUGAUACACUUUUUCCGAUGGUGUUGGAAGGAUUUUGUCCCAGUGUCAUAGAAGUCCUUCUAUUUGCUGUUCAAAAAAUUCUCCCCAGCUGCUGAGACAUCAUCGUUCGAGUCAAAAUGUGGGCUCCAGGUAGAGCUUUCGUCAAGUUUGGGAACAGAUCAAGAGAAUGGCUGCCUGUACAAACUGUGAGAAACAACCUCCUCCAGACUGGAACAUCUCGGUGGCCAUACAUAGAUAUAUACAUGAUAUAGGCAUAAUGUUGCCAAGGUUCUCCUUGCCAUGGCUGCCUGUACAAACUGUGAGAAACAACCUCCUCCAGAUUGGAACAUCUCGGUGGCCAUACAUAGAUAUAUACAUGAUAUAGGCAUAAUGUUGCCAAGGUUCUCCUUGCCAUGGCUGCCUGUACAAACUGUGAGACACAACCUCCUCCAGAUUGGAACAUCCCUGGAGAUUGAUGGCAGCUACUUCGUGUAGUCCCCAUGGGAUUCCUCUCAUACAUUUAUAUAGUAUUCAUUUCUAGAUGUGUUUUUCUGUGAUAUUAGCUGUGCCAGUCUUUGUUGUUGAUGACAUUUGAAAUAUUUAUUUUAAUGGUAUUUACAAUAAUUUUGUAUAAGAAACUAUAUGAGUUGUUGAUCUGUCAAUUUUAUUUACUUAUUUAUGAAACUAUCUUUCUGUAGAUAUACAUAUUGUUAUAUUUCUACUUCAAGAGAUCUAUAUAUCUCAAAUUGUAAUAUUGUUAUAUGUUAACAGCAAGUACUGUGAUAAUUCACUGAAUCUCAAUAAAUGCACUCUUCAACCAA
Haliotis rufescens (red abalone) is the source of this 4382-nucleotide messenger RNA. RefSeq names its product FHA domain-containing protein FhaA-like. The record is from RefSeq and is a predicted model, not a curated record. NCBI's taxonomy places the organism in Eukaryota, Metazoa, Mollusca, Gastropoda, Lepetellida, Haliotidae. Bases 100 to 1236 code for a protein of 378 amino acids. Gene Ontology annotation, biological process: regulation of cell differentiation. The transcript is spliced from 8 exons. Gene Ontology annotation, cellular component: membrane.